CGUGUUUUGCGACCCAGAUCGCGCCGGCCGGCGGGCCGUCAGUCGGCCGGGCUUCGCGGUUGAGAGAAGAGAGCGGUGGCGGCCAGCGCACACAGGACGCCGGCCGGCGUCAUGCCCGUGUUCAGCCUGCGAGGGACGCGCCGCCAGCAGCCAGCUGGUGGCGUGCGCGACAAAGAGAUGCCUUCGGCCAAAGUACACGUCAGCGCAGCGACCGACCGUGCCAGGACCGCCAUCAGCGCCGGCUCAGCAAAUGGCCGGCCACGGACGGCUGACCUGGCCUUGACCUCUGGUCAGGUCACGCCGUACUCUCGCCUCAUCAGUCAGCUUCGCAACGAUGAACGUCUGAUGAAGGAAAUGACCCUGGGGAAGCGGGUGGGCUUCUACCGCUUCUACGGUGACCUGGGCACGGGCAACUUCUCCCAGGUCAAACUGGGUGUGCACCAGCUGACCAAUGAGCGAGUAGCAGUCAAAAUUCUAAGCAAGGCCAAGUUAGACCAGAAGACCCAGAGAAUGCUGGCUCGCGAAAUAGCCAACAUGGACAAAGUUCACCAUCCAAACAUCAUCAGGCUGUACGAGGUGCUGGAGACACUCUCCAAGAUCCACCUGGUGAUGGAGCAUGCGCCUGGCGGCGAGCUCUUCCACAAGAUCACCACUGAGGGUCGGCUAUCAGAACGGCGGGCCCGGCCCCUAGUUGCACAACUGGUGUCAGCCGUUCAGCACAUGCACCUCAAUAACAUGAUUCACCGCGACAUCAAGGCCGAGAACGUAUUCUUCUCGCGGCCGGACGUCGUGAAGCUGGGCGACUUCGGCUUCAGCACGCUGGUGUGCGAGCCCGACCAGCAUCUGACCACCUUCUGCGGCUCGCCGCCGUACGCGGCGCCCGAGCUCUUCCGCGACGACUACUACACGGGCGCUGCUGUCGACGCGUGGGCACUAGGCAUCCUCAUCUUCUUCAUGGUGGCCGGCGCCAUGCCGUUCCGCGCCGGCACGGUGACGGCGCUGAAGCGGCAGAUCUUGUCGGGCGCGGUGACGAUGCCGGACAGUGUCAGCGACGACUGUCAGCAGCUGCUGCGCGGUCUACUGCGGCAGAGUCCGGCCGACCGGCUCUCGCUGCAGGAGGUGGCCAAGCUCGGCCUCGAGUCGGAGGCGCUCGAGUCGCACUGGGAGCGCGGCGGCCGCAGCCCGAUCACCGGCGUCUACCGCAUCAUGAUGCACAGGCUGAUGCGCGUGGAGGCCGGCGAGCUGGUCGAGUCGGGCUCGCCGCUGCGGCUGGAGUCGCGACCGACAAGCGCCGGCCCGGCCCCGGCCCCGACCACCGACGCCGCCGACAAACAUGCCAAAUCGAAAACUCGUAUCUUGAAAAAGACAUCGUCAGAGCAUCUGGAGGCGCUGGAGCAGGUGUUGCAGCGCUUGUCGGACGGCAGCCUGAGACUGCAAAGGAAGAAGUGUCGGUUUGGCGCGUCGUCGGUCGUCUACCUGGGUCACCGCGUCGAAGCCGACGGAGUGAAGCCAGCGGCGGAUGAGACAGAGCCACGCGAAACGCUCCAGCUGCUAAAGAACUAG
Molecule: messenger RNA, 1563 nt
Organism: Pollicipes pollicipes
Lineage: Eukaryota; Metazoa; Arthropoda; Thecostraca; Pollicipedomorpha; Pollicipedidae
Product: serine/threonine-protein kinase NIM1
Exons: 8
Coding region: 112-1563 (483 amino acids)
Biological process (GO): microtubule cytoskeleton organization; protein phosphorylation; intracellular signal transduction
Cellular component (GO): cytoplasm
Molecular function (GO): ATP binding; tau-protein kinase activity
Source: RefSeq, a predicted model, not a curated record